UCCUGGAAGCCGAGUCUUGACCCCGUGCCCUCGUUCUCUCCCGCGCUCGUCCGAAGUCGAGGCCUCCUCAGUUCGCGAAGUCCCGCAAUCGGGGAUCAGAACAGGCCUUUUUGUUUUGCAACUAUGCGGAAGUGAGGGAUCCCAGUUGUUGCUCGGGCGCUACUCUCCCGGCCAUUUUUGUCAUCUCGGGCCUCCUUUCGCCUCAACUGCAAAACGAGGCAAUUAGAAGUUUGCUGAGCUAAGUAAGGGCAGUGUGCCUGGCCCGGUCCUAGCGGUCCUCGGGGCCCAGCGGGGCUGGGUGCGGGUACCCCUACGCCGGUUGCGGGAACGCAGCCGCGGGCGUCCGUCUGGGGCGCAGACGGAAACAGGUGGGGUCCGCGGACGCCCCAGCCGCGGGGUCCCGGGGCCUUGCUCCUCCCCGGACAGGGCGGGACGGGGAAGUCCCGCCCAGAAGGCCCGGGCCCUGGGCGGCCCCCGGAGCUGCGCCCGCCUCCUUCCUGCCGCAGCGACCCCGGGCUCAGAGGGCGGGUCUGAGCCCAGAGGGGGAGAGGCUGGCGGGUCAUGCCCUGGUUGCCCCGCGCCGCGCUCCUUUGGGACUUGGUCCUGGGCUUUUUGGGCACCGCCGCCUUCCUGGUCGACCUGGGCGCCGACCUCUGGGCCGCCGGCCAGUAUGUGCUCAGCGGCCGCUACCUGUGGGCCGCGCUGGUGCUGGCGCUGCUGGGCCUCGCGUCUGUGGCGCUGCAGCUCUUCAGCUGGGUCUGGUUGCGCGCCGACCCCGUCGGCUUGCACGCGUCCCAGCCCCCAGGCCGCUGCCUGGCACUGCUGCAUCUCUUGCAGCUGGGCUACCUGUACAGGUGCGUGCAGGGGCUGCAGCAGGGGCUGCUGGUGUGGCAGCAGGAGGCGCCCUCUGACUUUGACCUGGCUUAUGCCGACUUCCUGACUCUGGACAUCAGCAUGCUGCGGCUCUUUGAGACCUUCUUGGAGACGACUCCACAGCUCACGCUGGUGCUGGCCAUUGUGUUGCAGAGCGGCGGGGCCGAGUCCUACCAGUGGGUCGGCAUCUGCACAUCCUUCGUGGGUAUCUCGUGGGCUCUGCUUGACUACCACCGGGCCUUGCGCACCUGCCUCCCCUCCAAGCCGCCCCUGGGGCCGGGCUCCUCUGUGGUCUACUUCCUGUGGAACCUGCUGCUGCUGUGGCCCCGAGUCUUCGUCGUGGCCCUCUUCUCAGCUCUCUUCCCCCACUAUGUGGCCCUGCACUUCUUGGGCCUGUGGCUGGUGCUGCUCUUUUGGGUCUGGCUUCAGGGCACGGACUUCAUGCCAGAUUCCUGCUCCGAGUGGCUGUACCGGGCAACCGUGGCUACCAUUCUUUAUUUCUCCUGGUUCAACGUGGCCGAGGGCCGUACCCGAGGCCGCGCCGCCAUCCACCUGGUGUUCCUCCUGAGUGACAGUGUUCUCGUGGCGGUCACCUGGCUGACUCACAUCGCCUGGCUGCCCAGUGGGAUCCCACUGCAGACAUUGCUGCCUGUGGGCGGUGUCUGCGUCCUCCUGGGCCUGGCUCUGCGGCUUGUCUACUACCGCUGGCUGCACCCUAGCUGCCGCUGGGAGCCUGACCGCGUGGAUGGGACCCGAGGCCUCGGCUCCCUCGAGUGGCGUCAGCUGCCUCAGAACAGGCGCAUGGCCCAGUUGGCUCAGAACUUUUUCCCCAGGGUUAGGGAUGAGGCUGCUUUGCCACAGAAGGGAGAGGUGAACGGGGUCCUUUGAGGCAGGGUCAGACCCAGCAGGGGACAGAACAGAUGGCAUCAGUUGGUGGAACCAAUUCACUCUUGAUUCACUCAAGAAGCACUUAAUGCCUGAUGUGCCGGGCAGUGGAGACCAGAGCUGAAUAAGGCAGAGGCCUGAUUUCAAGGACGAGAACGAGAUGAGAAAGGCCGGGCCCUGGAGGCUCAAGGGCCCUAGUUAUGUACAAGGCACUUUGGGAGGAAAGAAGAGACCGCCCCCCCCCCACCUUCCCCUGCCAACCAGUAUAGCUGGUGCCCCAAAGCUCCUAGUGCUGGCAUUUUCACCUCCCUGGCCGCCUCUAAAAUUGGUAGAGGUGCUGUCCUACCCCUUGGUUUUCCUUUCCUGGGCUAGAAGGUCCAGGACCUGCAGGAUGUGUUCUCCAGAAUUCUUCCUCCCUGCCCCACCUGUCAUCCAGUUCAUUCAACAAAUGUUUACUGGGAGCAAUUUCUGUGCCAGGAACAUUCUAUCCUUGGGACCUGAGCAGGAUCAGCUGCCGCCCGAGCUUCAUCUCUUACCCUCUCCAGCUACUCCUGAGUAGGCUCUCACGGUGGAAGCCGGGGAUGUCCAACUAGUGGCCCCUGUCAACCUCCCCAAGGCCUCUGUGCGGCUGGCCCAGACUCUGGUCCUGCUCUCUAGGGGCCAUCUUUCAACCAAGUGCUUCUGAAUCUGUGGUCUGGGCCAUGCCUCAGCCCAGAGUGUUUCUUAUACUUUAGGCAGUACACUUUCUACCUCAGAGUUGAUGUGGAGAGGAAGAGGUGUGUGCGCAUAUGUGUCUCUGCAAGUGGACACGUGUGUGUUGUUUUUGUUCAGUAUUAUUAACAGUAUUAUUACAGUAUUAUUAAAACCUCAUGGAACCCUCCAA
Messenger RNA from Neofelis nebulosa (Clouded leopard), 2641 nucleotides. RefSeq names its product XK related 8 (gene XKR8). The record is from RefSeq and is a predicted model, not a curated record. Gene Ontology annotation, biological process: apoptotic process involved in development; engulfment of apoptotic cell; phosphatidylserine exposure on apoptotic cell surface. NCBI's taxonomy places the organism in Eukaryota, Metazoa, Chordata, Mammalia, Carnivora, Felidae. Gene Ontology annotation, cellular component: plasma membrane. The transcript is spliced from 3 exons. Bases 562 to 1761 code for a protein of 399 amino acids.